Molecule: messenger RNA, 2535 nt
Organism: Diabrotica balteata
Lineage: Eukaryota; Metazoa; Arthropoda; Insecta; Coleoptera; Chrysomelidae
Source: the annotation of a GenBank genome assembly
UUAUUAUUGUACCUACAUACACAGUGAUGUAUGUGAACGAAGUUCGUAUUAAACGUUAAAUGUGCUAAAUUACAAAAAUGGAAACAGGCAGUACAAAGAAAACUAGUAAAAGUGGUGAUGUUAGUCUAUUAAAAAAAUUAUUUGAUAUAAAAAGACCCGCGAAAGUGCAGAGUGCUACUUUACCUCGGACAACAGGGAAAUCAGAGCAGGAGCCUUCAGGUAAAGAAAGAUUAUUUGUAAGAAAUCAGAGCUAUAGAAAAAAAACUUCAAAAAAUAAAUACAAAAAACAAAAUUCAGAAAUUAAUCAUGCUGAAAGCAACGAACAGGUUACAAACGUUAAGAAGUUGUGCCAACAGUUUGAAUCCACCCAAAUAAAAAUAGAAGACGAUAAAAGUGAUAGUUUGACACAUUACAGUAUAGGUGGAGAUGAAAUUUUAAAACAUACUAUUCCUAAUGUGGAGGUAAAGAGGAGAAAUGGUGGUUCAAAUUAUAAACAAAAUAGAGAAAACAAAAUAAAAAGCUUCGUUGAAGCAGAAAGUGAAGAUGCCACUGAGGAAUACAGAAAAAGUUUAAUAAGCGAAAUGGAUAUGGAAAUAGCACAAAUGAGGGAAGAUGGAUUCAUAGACGACGAAGACAAUUUUAUGUCCAAUGUACAGCAUACCAUCUUAGAUGAAACAUUGCGUUCAUACUCCGAGGAGAACACCUAUUAUGAAUUUAGUAACAAAGAUAUAGAGGAAACAAUUAAUUCCGAUCCGGAUAUCAAUAAUUUUAGCACUGACAACAUUAAUAUCGUUACUGAAAAUGAACUAUCAGACUUUCAUGAUGAUACAAAAUGUCACGAAGAUAUACUUAGAUUAAAUAGCUACGAAGAAUUCACAGAAAGUCUUGGCGAUGAUCUUGAAAAUGGUCUGUUUGUCGUGGAAGCUUACAACGAUGAUGGCCGAGAAUUAAUAGAAGUGCAAGUUAUGAUAGACAGAAGACCUGUUAGCAUGGGUCAUCAAGAUCUUAAAGAAGCGAUAAAAGAUUCACACAUGGUAUUUUACGAGAACUUAGACCGCACAUAUAAUUGUAUCCACAAUGAAUUAACUGAGUAUAUUGAUCAAAAUAAAUCAGAGCAAUGUGCCGGUGCUUCUAUAAACUUGGAAAAUAAUGUUUACGAAAAUAUUGAAACUCCCAGUGAAGAAAUGAAGGAACCACUCAUGGUGUUUGCUCCAAUGUCCAACAGAUCUACCAUAUACUCAGUUACAUCGCAAGAAAGUUCGGUGUUUGACACAGAUGACGAGGGAAUAGAACUAGGCAGAAACAAAGAAGUGUAUAGUAGUGUUCGGAGAGAGACAUUCUGUGAUGAUAAGGGUAUUAUUCGUAUUGAACGUGUUGCCUUCUCAGAUAACAAUCCAUUUCCCAACUUUGUCAGCAGAAGUGAUUCAACAGCUUCUUUAAAAAGGCUAGAGUACAUAAUAGAUGAAAUAAAAUCAACUGAAAAAAAAUAUGUUGACGAUCUGGCUAAAGUUGUCAAGACAUAUAAACCAUGGAUUGAGAAACAUACACCACUCGAACUUAAGGACUACCAGGGCUAUUUGUUUGGAAAUAUAGAUAAAAUUCAUAGGAGGCAAAGAAAGUUCUUAGAAGAUCUAAAUAGAUGCGGCAGAGAUGUAAACGACGUAGUGGAAUGUUUUAUAAAACACGAGCUUCUCUUCGAAUUGUACCCUCACUAUUUUAGGAAUAAACCGAAAGCUGAUAAUCUGCUUAAGGAAUUUAGCCCUAUAAUAAAGGAAAUGCAAGAGAAAUUUGGAGAAAGACUCGACUUUUCAGCAUACUUGUUGACACCAGUUCAAAGGCUUGGAAAGUACAUUUUAUUAUUAGAGCAGAUUGAAAAACAAUUGAAGAAAUUGGAAUUGCCUGUAGAUAGUACCCAAACUGCCUUAGCAAUAGUGAGAGAAGAAAUGUCAAAGGGUAACGAUUCAGUGGCUAUCGAGUCGAUAGAAAACAGUCCUAUAAGUAAGAUGGAUUACGGAUCGUUUAAAAUGAGGGAAAUGUUCAGUAUUACCAAGCCCCGAAAAGUAGAAGCCAUGGUGUUCUUAUUUUCCAAUGUGUUGGUAUUUACGACAUGUGACCCUACUCGAUUGGAAAUUUUCUAUUACUACGACCACAUAAAAAUGAAUGAUUUGAGGAUAGCAACAUUUAACGAUUUUAUUAUACACCUAACGGAUUAUACGAAAAGCAAGAAGAAGCAAAACUCGAGCAAGUACACUUAUAUUCUUGAAGCGAAAUCGGAAAAAAUAUGGAAAACUUGGAAAGAGAUGAUUGAGAAAAUUUUGUGGGAUCAACUUCGAAAAACCAAAGAAACGGUUAUGUCCGACAAAAUUUCCAAAACCAUUAAAAUACAUGAUAGGAACAGAACGAAAUCAACAGGCUCGUCCGUAUUCUACUGUGAAUAAGAAAAGAGCUGUAAAAUAUCAUAAAAACUUAAAGAAGUAUUUGUAUAUACACCAAUUUGAGAUAUAUUUAUUUAUUUAUAAAAUUACACAAUUGUGA